Messenger RNA from Pseudozyma hubeiensis SY62, 1548 nucleotides. RefSeq lists its product as hypothetical. The record is from RefSeq and is a predicted model, not a curated record. Gene Ontology annotation, biological process: fluoride transmembrane transport. Bases 1 to 1548 code for a protein of 515 amino acids. The transcript has a single exon. Gene Ontology annotation, molecular function: fluoride transmembrane transporter activity. NCBI's taxonomy places the organism in Eukaryota, Fungi, Basidiomycota, Ustilaginomycetes, Ustilaginales, Ustilaginaceae. Gene Ontology annotation, cellular component: membrane.
AUGAAUGCACAGGCGGCAGGCUCGUCACGGCAGCCUGAUCCGCCAACACCGCAGAUGCGGCGCAGCACGGAUCAGCGUUCGGCUGCUGCCACACCCACACUAACACACAAGACAUCGAUGGUCAGUGCAACCGACACCUUUGCAUCAGCGACCGACGGCGAAGGAUACUACACGGAUGCCGCUGACAUCAGCGCCUAUCAUACCGACGAUGCGCGCAGCAGGUUCGAGAGUGAAUCGCACACGAUCAACGCGCAUGGCGUGCAAGACACGGGGGAUAUGGAUCGAGUAUCUAGGACCUCCUCCAGCAGGACAACUCGGAGAGGCGAUACGUCAAUCCCUCUAGACCAGCUCUCCCGUCCCGCUCCAAUAUCACCGUCUUCAGAACAGCCAUCUCAGCCUAUCACAAAUGCAGCAUCUACGCCCAGCACCUCGAAUUUAGAUACAUCCAACGAAGAAACAGGCAAUCGAGUAGAACCUGGCCGCUCCCACCGACAUUUGCGACACGCUGCCAUCCUCGGCCUGCUCUCGCUCUCCGCGAUCUGGGGCACACUAGCUCGCGAAGGUCUCGUAGCACUCAACACUUACGACGGCGAAAGCGUCGCACCGCUCGUAUGGGCUCAGGCCGUCGGUUGCCUCAUCAUGGGUCUUGCGAUCGGCAAUCGAGACGCCAUCGAAGCUCGAUACCCGCCAGCGUACGUCAUGAUCACCACCGGUCUCUGCGGCAGCAUCACGACGUUCUCAAAAUGGAUGCUGGAUGUAUUUCGUGCGUUCGGUGACCAGGGACACUUUGACAGAGGUGGAUUGCAUAACGUCAUGGAUGCGUUGUCGCAGACGGCGGUGACGUUGGGAAUGGCGUUGGUGAGUGUAGGUGCCGGGAUGAAGCUGGCCAGGGUGGUGAACGUUGAGCGAGGUGUUAGAGCCCUGCGAAGGCGACGCUCCGAUCGCGAGUCUGAGCUUGUCUCCACGGAUGCAGCACAUGUCAAUGGCGAAUCACACAAACGCGGCAACAGCAAUCCUCCUCAACUACGAUCUACAAUGCUCCUGGACGCCUCUAUGCUCUCACUCGGCCUCCUCUUCUGGAUCGCAUCCGCCAUCCUCUGCGCACUCUACGCGCCCUUCCGCCACGUCACGUUCAGCCUAGUCCUCGCGCCACCCGGCACCAUCCUCCGCUACUACCUCUCGCGCUACAACACCCACCCACUCUCCAAACGACACUCUCUCCCCCUCGGCACACUCUCCGUCAACCUCUUCGCCACGGCCAUCAUCUGUGCUGCGUUCACUGCCUCUCGCGCCGGCUCGUCGCCUCGAACCUUCGCCGGCGGUAUGACGGGCUGCGAAGCUCUGCAAGGCUUGGAAGAUGGGUUUUGCGGCUGCCUGUCUACGGUGAGCACGUUUGCGGUGGAGCUGCGCACGAUCAAGCCGAGGAGCAAGGCGGUGAGGUAUGCCGUGGUGUCGUGGGUGGCGGGCGUGGUGAUCUGUGUGCUGCUGGUGGGCGUUCCUUGGUGGAACGUUGGGAUGGACGGGAGGUGUCUCGGAUACACUUACUAG